UUGCAAUCAUCUGAAGUGGUAAGAAACCAAAGCAAGACAGACCACUGAAAGAAAGAAGAAAAAGAUUUCAAGAAAUGAAUCAAAACAUGGACAUGGUAAUGGUUAAGAAUGAAGAAAACCAUGGAAGGCGACGCAUCUGCAUGGUAGAAGGUGCAUCUCAAGCAACUCAUCAUGUCAAAAGAAGGAGAAGGGAUCCAUCUGCAGUUGCACCUGUGGGUGAUGAAACUCAGAGUCAGCAGCUGCAACAGCAACAAACUGAUCAAGCUUCUGCUACUACUGCUGUGAAAAGAAGUUCGAGAUUUCGCGGCGUUAGCAGACAUAGAUGGACAGGUAGAUUUGAAGCUCACCUGUGGGAUAAGCUUUCUUGGAAUGUAACACAGAGGAAGAAAGGAAAACAAGUUUACCUUGGAGCUUAUGAUGAAGAAGAAUCUGCAGCUAGAGCAUAUGAUUUAGCUGCAUUGAAGUAUUGGGGAACAUCAACUUUUACUAAUUUUCCGAUAUCAGAUUACGAGAAAGAGAUUGAGAUAAUGCAAUCGGUAACGAAAGAGGAAUAUUUGGCCUCUUUGAGAAGAAAGAGCAGUGGCUUUUCAAGAGGAGUAUCCAAGUAUAGAGGAGUUGCAAGGCAUCACCACAAUGGGAGAUGGGAAGCAAGAAUAGGAAGAGUUUUUGGAAACAAAUACCUUUACCUUGGAACCUACAGCACACAAGAGGAGGCUGCUCGCGCCUACGACAUAGCUGCAAUCGAGUAUAGAGGGAUUAAUGCAGUGACUAACUUUGACUUGAGCACAUACAUCAGAUGGCUAAAGCCAGGAGUAGCUGCUCAAGUAGCAGCAAAUGAAGCAGAAACAGUUAUAGAUCCUCAGAUGUUGCCAUCAACUGAUAAAAGCUACAUUACAAGAGAAGAAUCUAAACCUUCAUUCCUCAACACAACUCAGUUCAGUUCAGAUUACCUGAACUCACCUCUAAAACAAGAAGUUUUCCAAAGCAACAAGGCUUCAUCACCCACUGCCCUCAGCCUCCUCCUUCGAUCUUCGAUAUUUAGGGAACUAGUUGAGAAGAAUUCCAAUGUCUCUGAGUAUGAAAAUGAUGGAGAAGAGACGAAGAACCAACCGCAGAUGGGCAGCGAAGAUGAGUUUGCUGGGCUAUUUUAUGAUGGAAUUGGCGACAUCCCAUUUGCAUAUUCCAACAAAGAAAGCUUAAAUCUGCAAGAAAAAGAUCUUCACUUCGUAUUUUAAUCAGAAAGAAAGUGAACAUUAUACAAGCAAUCUGUAAAUUCCUCCAUUUUGCCAAAUGCAGGUGCUUAAAAAUCUGCAGUUCUUUCUGUUUUGUGGAUUACAGCUUCCUUUGUUAAUAUGCAAGACUUAGUUUCUGUUUCUCGUCUCUUUGGCUUUGUUCACAUCUGUAAACAAGGUUUUGGCUCAUGAAGAAAUAACUUUUUUGCUUGUCCUUAGGGAAAUUGGAUGAUAGAAUGUCUUACAAGAACAUCCACAGUUCAGCCCCCAACCCCUCUUUUUGAUCAAAACUUCUCUAUAAUUGAUUCCAUGAUCCAACGGUGUAUGGUUUACUUCAUGCAGUAUUAGAAGAAGAAUCAACUUAAACAUUAUAGCGAUUAUAGAAUUUGGAAGUUUAAAAUUACAUUGUUUAGGAAUUCUAUUAUUA
Molecule: messenger RNA, 1659 nt
Organism: Manihot esculenta (cassava)
Lineage: Eukaryota; Viridiplantae; Streptophyta; Magnoliopsida; Malpighiales; Euphorbiaceae
Product: AP2-like ethylene-responsive transcription factor At1g79700
Exons: 8
Coding region: 75-1235 (386 amino acids)
Biological process (GO): regulation of DNA-templated transcription
Molecular function (GO): DNA binding; DNA-binding transcription factor activity
Source: RefSeq, a predicted model, not a curated record